GGUCGAUUGGGUCACCUUGGCGCCAAGCUCAGUGAGUGAUAAAACUCUGCUCCAGACUCACGCAACUUUUUGAAAGAAGAGUGACAGUUUUCGCCAUCACUUCAUUUUGACUUUUUUGUGCGAUAAAAUUCAUUUUUGGGUUUGGAGAAAAUGGAAGUUCCCGCUAAAGGGGGCUACUGUGGUCCAAAAUGCAAGGCCCGCUACAUCCUGGCCAUCAUGAGCUCGGUGUGCAUGGGGCUCGCCUAUGGCCUAAAAGUGAGCCUCCAUGUCGCGAUCGUGGCAAUGGUGAACACCACAGCCACACUUCAAGAACACGAAACUUCAAGCCAUUCACCAUCAAAAUGCGGCUUCGACAACGCUGGGAAAAACGCAACAAAGCCCCCCCAAGACGGCCCCUUCCUCUGGGACAACGAAAUUCAAGGCUUACUACUCGGGUCGUACUUUUUCGGCUAUAUGGUGUCCCUACUGCCCGGCGGAUGCAUUUCUGAGCUUUACAGUGCAAAAUGGGUGUUAUUUUUCGCAAUCGCUAGUAAUGUUGUUGCAAUGUUUUUGAGCCCGAUUUUAUCGAAAGUACACUAUGGGGGCCUUCUGGCAAUGCGAGUGAUUCAAGGGAUCGGAGGUGGGGUCACAUUCCCUGCCAAUCACAACAUGAUAUCACAGUGGUCGCCCCCACUUGAAAGGAGUAUAAUGAGCAGUAUUGUGUAUGCGGGGACUUCUCUAGGCACUCUGAUUUUUAUGUUGAUUUCGGGUCUCAUAGCGGACGGUUUAGGCUGGGAGGCUGUUUUCUACAUAGAAGGGGGAUUCUCCACAAUUUGGCUUGUCUUGUGGGUUUGCCUAAUCGCCGACUCGCCCAAAAAACAAAAACUUAUAACUCAAGAAGAACGCGAUUACAUCGUAUCAAGACUUGAGAGCGAAACAGGAGGCGGGGGGCGUCCCCCGUUUCCAUGGCGGGCUGUGUUCACCUCGUCGGCCUUUUGGGCUAUUUUCGUAGCCCACGUGUGCAGCAAUUGGGGCUUUUACCUGCUCCUAAUCGAGCUACCAACUUACUUAAAACAAGUCCUAGAUUUCGAUAUUAGCUCAAAUGCGGUCUACACCUCGAUCCCCUUCUUCACAAUGUGGGUUUUCAGCCUGAUUCUCUCCAAGAUUUUGGACACUUUGCGAGAGAAGAAGAAAAUUACUACGACUUUUGCUCGGAAAUUGGCCACUUUGAUCGCAAGUGUCAUCCCGAUGAGUUGUUUUAUUGUCUUGUGUUUUGUGGAAUGUCAGCGACAACUAGCGGUGGCUUUGAUGACCAUCGCUGUUACCAGCGAUGGGGCGAUGUUUAGCGGCUUUCUGUCGAAUCAUAUCGAUAUUGCCCCCAAUUUUGCCGGGACUUUGGUCGGUUUGACCAACACAAUUGCGACAAUUCCCGGGUUUGUGGUCCCGAUUAUUGUAGGAAAAUUGACACAUGCCGAUCCAAGUAUACAUUCGUGGAGGAAAGUGUUUUACAUUACUAUUGGACUGUAUUGUCUUGAAAUUGUGGUGUAUACAAUUUGGGGGUCCGGGGAAGUACAAGAGUGGAAUCAGGGUACUAAACCAAAAGAAGAACAACCUCUGACAGAAAAAUAAAUUCUACUUUGUUUUAAA
This is a messenger RNA of Tribolium madens (black flour beetle), 1626 nucleotides long. It is a transcript of the gene MFS3, whose product is annotated as sialin. Lineage: Eukaryota; Metazoa; Arthropoda; Insecta; Coleoptera; Tenebrionidae. The transcript is spliced from 6 exons. The record is from RefSeq and is a predicted model, not a curated record. Gene Ontology annotation, biological process: transmembrane transport; monoatomic anion transport. Gene Ontology annotation, molecular function: transmembrane transporter activity. Bases 151 to 1608 code for a protein of 485 amino acids.